AUGGCGUAACUCGCUGGAGGAGGUUAAUGACGUUCAUUCAUUCGCCUUUCAGAGGAGGAGCAGCCGUCGUUUUUGGCCGUCGCUGCUCUUCCGGCGCCGCCUGGCGGCGAGCACGCGCCCUGCGGCAGUGACAGCGAGGCCUGCAUCUUCCCGGGGGUCCUGUGGAGCCUGCAGUCCAUGGAGCUGCAGCUUCGGUUCCUCAUGAGCAAAGCGGAUGACCUGCACAACUUGCUUUUCGACAGUCAGCAUCAGCUGACGAGGGAGGCGCUUGCGGCUGAGGUGCGAAUCUUCCUGUACACCUGUGAGCAGUUCUUCAACGUCCUGGAAUCCACAAUCCACGCCUCCCAGAACACACUUCUGCCCUUUGCCUUUGAAAUCAAUUCUCGGCGUGUACAGCGGUUGGACUUCUCUCAGCAGCUGUGUGACAGGUUGGAGCAACUGCUGUUGACCUACGCCAGCUGUAAUGUCCUCUGUUUGGACGAGACCAACCCGAUCAGCUUGUCUCACUUCUGCAUCGGUCAGAGUCAGCUCGGCGCCCUGAGGGUGAAGGCGUUCCGCUACUGUAAGCCCACGCCGUACCUGGCUCGACUCGACACCGGCCUCUACAAGCGCAUGCGCUGGAACGUGGAGCGGCACAGAGACGAGUACGGCGAGGGACAGAUCGUCUGCGACACGGAGUAUUACUUCCUGUGCUACGAGGACAUUCCCAACAGGCACGCCGAUGCAGGCCGGGACCACGAUGGCGUCUCCCACAGCAACGUGGUGAGGAUGUGGUCCAUUGGUCAGUGGCAGCAGGUGACCCCCGAAACAGAUGACAUCGAUCACUGGGUUCUAUGCGAGGUCCCUCAGGCCAACUACCACAAGCUGUUGUACUUCGGCAGUGAGGAGCCGUCGAGCUGCAGCGGCACAGAGCACCUGCAGCAGCUGCUGUCCCACCAGGCGGCAAAGUGACGGCCGCCUCCGUCACACGUACAUCCGUCUCCGGGCCGCGGCGAGUUUCAAUCCCACAGGACGUCAAUGCGUCGUUUAUCAGAACAUCUGGAUGCCAAGUUGAACUCGCAUGACUGAUGCAUUCUGGGACUGUUGACCAGCGUUUGCCAAAGUAAUGGUUUUAUUACGUUCGCUGUUCAGUGUGGAGAAUAUUUUUAAAACAGAUUGUAGAUAUUUUUUAGGUUUUUAAAAAGUUUCCAAAUAUCUAAAUCUUUCGUUGUGUUGUAAAGUGCAGAAAAGUUAUUAAAAAAAACAUUUUAUUCACAUGAAACAUUGCAUUGAAAUAAUUACACACAAUCACAGACUUGUCGUUUAGAGGAAAUGCAGAGAACUUUACAAUUUAAAACAAGCUGCCAUGAUUUUAGGCUCCUCAAGCGUGGCCCCAUUUACUUUAACAGGUUCAUCAGCUCAUUUUCCAUUUGCUCAAGAAACCUCACCUUAGUUCACAAUAAAUUAAUAUUUAAAAAUUGUGAGAUUUCAUAUCUUUGAGUCAAGGUAACAAGUGAAGUGUGUUGGACCACAUCAUCAGCUCAUUUUCACCCAAACUGAAGAAGACUAACUUUCUUGACGGGUAAAACCGUAACAUUUACAACAAACAUCCUUCAUUCAUAUAAAAUCUAUGUACUCUUAAAGGGCUGCUAUACGUAUACAUCUCUAAAGUACAAAAUUAAAGUGGAAUUUUCCUUCAUUACAGUGAACAGUCUUGACGCCAUUUACGCAC
This is a messenger RNA of Gasterosteus aculeatus aculeatus (three-spined stickleback), 1711 nucleotides long. Lineage: Eukaryota; Metazoa; Chordata; Actinopteri; Perciformes; Gasterosteidae. The record is from RefSeq and is a predicted model, not a curated record.